Haliotis rufescens (red abalone) is the source of this 1569-nucleotide messenger RNA. RefSeq names its product peroxidase-like protein 3. NCBI's taxonomy places the organism in Eukaryota, Metazoa, Mollusca, Gastropoda, Lepetellida, Haliotidae. Gene Ontology annotation, biological process: response to oxidative stress. The transcript has 4 exons. The coding region runs from base 124 to 1047 and encodes 307 amino acids. The record is from RefSeq and is a predicted model, not a curated record. Gene Ontology annotation, molecular function: peroxidase activity; heme binding.
UAACCAGUAUGCAUACCCUGUUGAUGAGAGAACACAACCGUAUUGCCAGGACUCAUACUCAAGUACAACCCAUAUUGGAACGAUGAGAAAAUAUUUCAAGAAAGUAGAAAGAUCUUAGGUGCAAUGGCUCAGAAAAUAACCUACAGCGAUUGGUUGAAAAUCGUCCUUGAUCCUGGCACUCGAAGGACACAUGGGCUUGACUCUCCAAGACAAGGGUUUGACAAUGUCUAUAAUCCAAGUAUCGACCCCAGUAUUCGGAAUGUAUUUAGUGCUGCAGCCUUUCGGUUCGGACACACCCUUGUACGUACAUUCUUCAGCCGACGUCGCCCGAACUACUCAGUCAACAUCAUUCACAGACUGAGUGACCUAUUUGGCAAGACCAAAAUCAUAAGGGACUCCAAAGGAAAUGCUGUGCAUGAAUUCUUACGCGGUCAACUUGUCGACACUGCUGGCAGGUUUGACCGGUUCAUAUCCCCUUCCUUGACCAACGAGUUGUUCAAGAGCGCAACAAACAGUUUUGAUCUGGCAGCGUUCAACAUCCAGCGUGGGAGGGAUCAUGGCACACAGUCGUAUAACGCCUGGAGACAGUUCUGUGGACUUCCAAAGGCCAAUUUCUUCAGGAGAGGUCUCGGAGGCUUCUCGGACCACGAUGAAGAUGCUGUGGACCAGUUGACUCGAGCCUAUGCUGGCCUGAGUCCGGAUGACGUUGAGAUCUUCCCUGCGGGUAUAUCGGAGAGACCGGUGCCCGGUGGCGUCCUCGGCCCAACCUUAAGCUGCAUCAUCGCGAAACAAUUUGAGUUGAUAAAGAAAGGCGACCGUUUCUGGCACGAGCUGGGAAAUCCGGUGACGGGUUUCACACCAGCCCAGCUGGCUGAGAUCCGGAAGGCCAGCCUGUCCAGGAUCAUCUGUGACAACACGGACACCUUCUUUAUACAACAAAAUGCCUUCAAGAAAGCAUCACAUUAUUAUGGGAACUCCUACCAGUCCUGUUACAAUCUCCCGAGCGUGGACCUGAGCAAGUGGUCAGUGUAUUACGCCGCUAAAUAGAUUCCCCAUCUUCCCCAGCCCCCCUGCCUAGCCUCCCCGAGUCAAGUGGUGUGCUGAGUUCAAAACAUGGGCCACGAGCUGAGAAUCCGCAAUGGCAUGCCGUUACUCAGAAUGUAACGGAGAACACCUGUGUACAUGAAAUAAACACCUUUAAAACUAAAACCUCGAGUCCAUCUAGUGGACUCACAUUUUACUGUUAUGGGUUCAUUUGCAAAUUGAAACGCAAAUCUAACCCAGAAAUGGGAUGGUUACAAAACUAAAUUGGGAAAUGGCCACACACGAUCAAUGAAUAAUUAGCACACUUGUAUUGAAACAUACUGUUGGUUUACAAAGGCAAUACAAUGGAUCAAAUACGUUGCAGCAGCAAUAAGUAACAGGCCCUACAAAACACAUCAGUACACUCACGAUUAUCCAGAAGGUUUGGUUUGGUUUGGUUUGUUUGUUGUUUAACGCCGCACUCAGCAAUAUUCCAGCUAUAUGACGGCGGUCCGUAGAUAAUCGAGUCUGGACCAGACAAUCCAG